This is a messenger RNA of Temnothorax curvispinosus, 1223 nucleotides long. RefSeq names its product transmembrane inner ear expressed protein. Lineage: Eukaryota; Metazoa; Arthropoda; Insecta; Hymenoptera; Formicidae. Bases 515 to 1003 code for a protein of 162 amino acids. The record is from RefSeq and is a predicted model, not a curated record. The transcript has 2 exons.
CUUUUCAAACCAUAAAACAAAAUUUAGAAUUAAUAUUGCGUAAACAUACUCUAAACCUGUGAUAAAUACGCAAUAAAUUUAUAAUAUAUAUAUUGCAAUGUUAAAAAAUACGAUUGUAAAUAUAAAUAUGCAUUUUGCAUACAUGAGAAGAUAAUAAAACCAUUAUCAAUCCACAAACGUAUACCUGUAUUGAUCUGUAAUCCCGUACCUGUAAUAUUGAUCUCUAAUCAGUAAGCGGCGUAAAAUAGGGAGUGUCGGAACACGUUAAAUUAAGCUUUUUCAACCACACCCAGGCCUCCGAUACAGCUGUAUAUUUUUCCUGCAGUCAGAAGUAUCCUGCCGAGGAUUAAAUGUGCGUCAAUAAGGCCAACGAAACGAUUAUAUACUCAAAGUUCUCUAUAUUUUUUUCGGGGAUAGGAUUCGACAUUUCGAACAGGAGGAUAUAUAUCGGAUCCGAAAUAUCUGAAGUCUCGUUUGGAUACCUUCGGAAGUCAAAUUUAAAUCACACAGUGUGAUGGAGGAGACGACGCUGCCGACGUUCUCUUCCAGCUCGUCGAACGAAGUCUCCACGAAUGGCGAUGUGGAGGACGUGGUGCAGCAGUGGCUAGAGAACGAGGCGUUACCGGGCUUUCGCAUCUGGCAGCUCGCCGGCAUUGUUCUCUCCGUACUGCUGAGCAUUGUUGUCGGGUUGUGCUGUUGCAUUCGUUUUCGCGUGCCCAGAACGAAGCAGGAAAUCGAGGCGGAUUACAUACGUAAAAGGAUCACCAAGAGUUUCCGGAACGAGCUCUCGAAGAUCAGCAACACGGAGAUGGACGACAUGGAUCUGCAGAAAGCUCUGGACAGAAUCCGAAACGAGUACGAGGAGGACGCGCCCGCGAUAGCGAAGGAGUGCGCGGAAAUGGCACAGCGGAAGGGUUUUCGAUCCAGAUUUAACGCUGUGUUCGGUGGGAUGCGUGUGCGUUUCAACCAACGCGAGCACGCGGAAUCGAAUGUCAUGAUCUAACGACGGCGGUCCUUUCGACCUCUGAUGUCCUGUGUGAGGAGAUUGAAAUACAUUCCUCUCGAGAGUAUAUGCUCCCAUAAUUGUCGCAUGUUAUAACUUUAGGGAUGUCGAAGGAAAUGGAGCAAGAGAAGAUGUAUAUUGAAAGUAAGAUAAUAUAAGUAAAACAUGUCUCCCUCUUCUUUUUCUUAGAUAAUUACCUCGGCACAAAAAAAAUUUAAAC